Molecule: messenger RNA, 2472 nt
Organism: Nymphalis io (European peacock)
Lineage: Eukaryota; Metazoa; Arthropoda; Insecta; Lepidoptera; Nymphalidae
Gene: opa
Product: zinc finger protein ZIC 4
Exons: 3
Coding region: 503-1837 (444 amino acids)
Biological process (GO): regulation of transcription by RNA polymerase II; central nervous system development
Cellular component (GO): nucleus
Molecular function (GO): RNA polymerase II cis-regulatory region sequence-specific DNA binding; DNA-binding transcription factor activity, RNA polymerase II-specific
Source: RefSeq, a predicted model, not a curated record
GUCGCGGGAGCCCGCAGUCAUGCUGAGAGCCUCAGCGGAGUCGGUGGACACAUGUCGCGCAGCUUUUCAACGUUACGAGAAAAAAUCGCCGAGUGACGUUUCGAUCGAAAAACCGAUGUCGCCGAAGACACGGUCCCGUACUGAAGCCGGCUGUGAAAUCGAAGCAAGAUUUUUAUAACGACGCGCCAUCUGUGAUAUCGAUGAUUGUAGCUCUAGUUUCAUGAGAAUACUGAAAAUUAUUUUACCGUAGAUAGUACGUUCAGUGAAGUGUCCACGCCUGUGCUGCUAGGGAUAACUAGCCAAGCGUUUACUGUGUUUUAGUUUUAUUACGUUGAUUUGAACUGGAUUAGUGGUAUUUGCUUUCAGGUCAACGUUAAGACUUCGAAGAAUGUAAGAAGAAAGUAAAGAAUCGGAGGGAAAAUCGAACUAUUGAACUUGUUAUUGGUCGUUUUGUAAAUCAGUUUAACGGAAAAGUCGUAAGCGGGGCCAUCCCGCCGUGUGGAUGGUGGCGGGCGAAUGGGGCUAUGCACCGGUGGCGGCCACCCCCGCCAUGAAUGCUUUCCUCGAAACCAACCAUGCGCACCUCGCCUCUUAUGGGCUGAAGAUGUCACCGCAGCCGGCUUGCGGUGUAAGCGCGCAGCAUCGCGCGGCCGCACCGCAUCCGCCGCCGCCGCAUCACCCACCGCACUACCAGCCGUAUCCUCUGCACUCUUACCAAACGGGCUAUUUACGAGACUACGGAGGUUGUGGCGAACUGUUUCCUCAACAGCCGCUGGAGCAGAGCUGGGAUUGGCGUGGAGAUGUACAUUACCAGAGCGGUGCUCCGCCGCUCGUUCCACACGCACAUCCGCAUGCACCGCAUGCAUUCCUCCGAUACGUACGCGCUCCACCGCGACGUGACAUGAGAUGUCAGUGGCUAGAUCCCGAACAGCCUCCACCUAGGAAACUAUGCAACAAACUUUUUUCAAGUAUGCAUGAAAUCGUGACGCAUUUAACAGUGGAGCACGUGGGUGGACCUGAGUGUACAACACACGCUUGUUUUUGGCAAGGCUGUUCACGAAAUGGGAGGCCAUUUAAAGCGAAGUAUAAGUUAGUGAAUCAUAUACGUGUUCAUACGGGAGAAAAGCCUUUUCCGUGCCCUUUUCCUGGUUGCGGAAAAGUGUUUGCUAGAUCUGAAAAUCUCAAGAUACAUAAAAGAACUCACACAGGUGAGAAACCAUUCAAAUGUGAAUACGCAGGUUGCGAUCGUCGGUUUGCCAACUCGUCUGAUAGGAAGAAACAUUCCCACGUGCACACAUCAGACAAGCCCUACAACUGUCGCGUGCAUGGCUGUGACAAGUCCUACACCCACCCAUCUUCACUACGAAAGCACAUGAAAGUCCACGGCGCUGCUGGCGACGCGUCCCCGCGCUACGACAGUGACGGCGAUGAUUCCUCCUCAGCAGGGAGCGUAAGCGUAACAGCUGGAGCUGCCAGUCCACCUGUCCCUAUUCCCCCACCACCGACAAUGGCUCCAGCACCGCCUCAUCACUCUCAGCAUCACCCAACAAUUACCGACAAGCUAGAGAGCCUCAACGAUAAGUACCUCAACCCUCACGACCAAAAAUCUUACGAAAGGCCACCUGCGCCUCCUCACCACAACCAACCCUCACAUCUCACAAAUAUAGGUGGUAAUGGUAUGAUGGAAAACAAAAUCGGCUUCGGUGGACAUUGGAGUCAGUUCCAGCAGCCUGCACCCGCGGUACCCCAUGGCGUGCCAGAAUGGUGGUGUCCUACGCAAGAGUCUUACCACCACCAUCAUUUAAUGCACCAUUCCGGUGCCGCUGCCGCAUAUUGACCGCACCGCGCUUAGAGAACUCUUCAUUCGACGAUAAGGAAGCAUAAUAAUCCACGCAGCCAAAGCUCCACAUAUUAUAUGCUUCACAAAAAUCCGCCUAAAGCUUGCAUUCAACUAUUCUUUUAACCUCGUUUCUUUAAAAAUACAUAUAAUAUAACGUGGAAUGAAAAGUUCACUAAAGCGCUACAGUUCUAUGCUUAUAAGAAUACAUUACGCUUAUUAAAAGAUAGAUGUUAUAAAUAAUCUGAUCGAUUUUAAAACAAUUGAAAUCAAUGCCAGAUUAACAGCCGUCCGAAGUUUCAUAUAAAUUGAAUCCUACUAUGAGUUAGCAAAGAGUUUUAUGAGAAAAUAGAAUACAAAAUAGUUGUAACAAAAGUAUCCAAACAACACUGGAUUUGGUGUGAACUUAAAACAACAGAGUUGUAAAUAAUGACCGCUGGCUGUCGAAAGCUUUACAGCAUGUUGUAUAUUUUAUGUAAACACAGUGUAUGUGUGGAGAAGUGUCUUAUUAUAUUUGACAAGAUAUACCUUCGCGGGUAUUGUUUGCGAAGAGUUUUGUGAUCUCUGGGACACGUUAAGCUGCCCAGUUUAAAAUUAUGUCAAAUGUCAUUGUUGACAUAUAUUUAUAACACACU